Messenger RNA from Hordeum vulgare subsp. vulgare (domesticated barley), 1735 nucleotides. RefSeq lists its product as uncharacterized. The record is from RefSeq and is a predicted model, not a curated record. Bases 24 to 1577 code for a protein of 517 amino acids. NCBI's taxonomy places the organism in Eukaryota, Viridiplantae, Streptophyta, Magnoliopsida, Poales, Poaceae. The transcript is spliced from 6 exons.
GGUCGGAGAGGCUCCUGGACGGAAUGACGUCGGAAGCGGAUUACCUGCUACGCGGGGUGCGGGAGGAAGAGGGAUUUCGCCAACCUGAGACCACUCCGGAUGCCACACGAUCCAGCAGCACCACGAUCUUGUCUGAGGACCAUAAUGAGCAGUUGAAGCAUACUCAUCCUUGCACCUACAGCAGCGGCGUUGUUUUGGACUAUAGAAACGACGAUUCCUUGCUGCCGCAGCGGGGGCUUGAGCCUGAGGUGGAGCUCAACUUGCAAGAGAAAGCGUUGCUGCUGAACCUGAAGGUCUCAUUGGAGGAGAUUGAACCGCCGCCGCAGCCAGAGCAAGAGCUUGAGUCGGAGUCGGAGUCGGAGCCAGAGGAAGACCUUGAGUCCGAGCCAGAGCAAGAGCUUGAGUCGGAGUCGGAGUCGGAGCCAGAGGAAGACCUUGAGUCCGAGCCGGAGCCAGAACCAGAGCCGGAGCUAACAUUCUGGGAGAAGACAUGGCAGGUUCUUCACAUACUUCGCUGCAAAGGGUUGGCUGACCUUGACCCCAAGAGGAAUGCCCUUGUCCCUACCCGCGUCCACAAGUUCAACAUAGCCUUCUACGACCUUGAUGAAGAGUCUGACGCUAUCCAUGGACCGCCGCUUAAAGAGCUUCCUUCUUGUGACUGGAGCAAGACUGUGCCAUCAUCUAUCAACGUUGUGUACUUGAAGGUUAUUAAAUCCGAUGUGGGCUACCCUAUCAGGGUAUUUGGCACUGUUCUCGUAAGGGAUGCGGUCGACUACAAAUGUGUGUAUCUGUUCAAGCGUGAAAGUGAUGAUCCCCAGCUCAUCACCUCUUCGGAGGAUGAAUUAACUUUGACAGGACCAAGUCGAGCAUUUAUUGCACGAGAUAGCAUGUUUUUCGAGAUCAACUUAAAGAUCAAGGGGGUUUCUGGGGUUGCAGAAGGAGAUUUUAGCAAAGGUGUAGUGGAGCACAAUCUGAACUGCUAUGGUGGUCGAGCUAUGGCUGAUUGUCUGACUAGUUGGCGUAGCACAAUCGAAUUGUUAUGCAACCCUGUUUGGCAUCCUGUGGAGGCCACCCUUGAAGUCAAAAUUCUGGAGGGACCUCGUGGUGUGCCUUUCCGCGGCAAAGUGAUUGCUUGGACCGAUGACUUCGAAGAGAAUCCUAUGACCCUAUUUGAUUACGAUGAUGACAGCAGUGAAGAGGUUGCAGGUGGUCGGGGACUAGUCAGAGAUGAUGGCUCGCUUGCGCUAUCUCGUAAUUUGAUAGCUGUCCCUAUCGACGAGGAUGACGGAGAAAUGGUGCUCAAUGUCUGCUUUGUUGAUAGCCAUGAUGAAAACGAAGGCACUGUGGUCUCUCUGCAAUACCCUUGUGAGGAGGAGUUUUGCACUUAUGGUUCCUACAAGCUGCAGUUGAAGGUUUCGUGGAAAGCUGUUUUAUCCAGGCCAAUGUCGAGAUUAGUCCAUCAAAGAUUGUUUUCUCUGCCACAGCCCCCACUAACUGUCAACUCGUGGAUGUGGGAGUUGGUGUUCCAAGGCAAUCGUGGAUGCUUUGGUGAUCUUAUAAUUUAUAAGAUAUGUUAGUACAUUGCUAAUUUCUGGCUAGGAUGAGAAGACUAUGCGGUCAGCAAGUUAAGCGCAUGUGUUUCAGUCUUGUCAGCAACAUAAAACUAUGUAAUGCACUUAAUUACCCAUUACUUGAGAUACUGAUUAUCUUAAUGUUAUCUUACCAUUACUGAUUA